UGAAAGUGCAAUGGCGAUAUUGGACAAUAACAGCCAUCGCUUUUGGGGGACCACAUCUUUAUUAUGUGGCUAACGUUAAAGAAAACUAGCUGCGAAACCACAUUUAAUAUCGGCACGCUGCGCGAGCGACUACCUGCUGCCAGGGGAGGUGAUUUCACAGCCUCUGCACGCGAUGACAGUUUAGACUAAAAUAAAAACGCUGGCUGCAAGCUUCAGAUUUCAAAGGGGCGUGGCGGCGUGCUGGGUACCACUUCUGACUAAAAGGAUGCUGAUAGCUUAGCAACAGCGACAAGGAAGCAGAGGAGAGACAAUGGAUGUGCGAUUUGUCAGCAUCGUUACUGGGUGUGACGUGUGAACAGACACCAUGGCCACACAGGAGCCGUCCCCUCCCUCGUCCAUGGAGAGCAAUAAACCCGGCUUCCCCAAGAAGAUCCUGGGCAACAAGCUGGAGGACAAACACCUGUGCAACUGCUGCCACAACAUACUCAGACGACCGUUUCAAGCCCAGUGUGGACAUCGCUUCUGUUCCUACUGCUUCAACAUGACUGUCAGUAUAAUGUUUUUUUAUUGCAGUAAUGGACCCCAGAAAUGCAGUGCCUGUAUUAAAGAGGAUAUCUUUGAGGAUCCUACAUCGCUUUUGAAACAAGGAUGUGCUUUUCCUGACAACGCAGUUCGAAGAGAAGUUGAAAACCUUUCAGCGAUUUGUAUCCAUGAAAAUUGCACUUGGAAAGGCAGCAUUAAAGAGUAUGAGCUGAGCCACGAGGGAAAGUGUGACUUCAUGAUCAUCCCCUGCCCUUCCUGUAAAGAACGAAUUCGCUUCAAUGAACAGGAGCGCCAUAAUGAGCGAGAGUGCCCGGAGAGAACACUCAACUGCAAGUACUGCAAGGAGCCAUUUCACUUCAAAAACAUCAAGGCACAUGAUGAGAUCUGUCCCAAGUACCCGAUGAUCUGUGAAGGCUGUGCCAAGAAGAAAAUACCCAGAGAAAAGUAUGUGGAUCACAUUAAGUUCUGCAGCAAAUUCAGAACUCCGUGUCGAUUUCAUGUCGUGGGAUGUGAUAUGUCUGUGGAAAAGGAAAAGAUUCAUGACCAUGAGCGCACCUAUGCCUACGAGCACCUCAAUCUGUUGCUGCACUACAUUAUGGGCAUGAAAGUGAGCAUGGAGGGCCUGCAGCCCCAGGGAUUGGAAGUAGCCGGACAUAAACUGGUGGAAUUGCAACAUUCCCUCAGGGAGCUUGAGGCCAGAGUCUCUCAGCUUAGCACCACCUCCUCUGGGCCUCCCGUGCAGGGAGCCGCCGCCGCCGCCUCCUCCUCAUCCUCCAGCUCCGGCCCCCCCGGUCCACCCGCUUCAGCUCCUCUCCUUCCACCUCCCACCCUGGCUCCCACUCUGUCUGUGUCUACCUCCUUCACGCCCCUGCCCAGCUCGGUGGGUGCGGCGCUGGAGCUCCAGCUCCACAGCGAGAAGACCAAAGUGGUGGAGCUGGGUCGCAGGUGUACGGAGCUCGAAGUUAAAUCCGGCACGUUUGAAAAUGUGGUGUGUGUCCUGAACAGAGAGGUGGAGCGGUUUGCCACCACCAUGGAAGCCAGCAACCGUCAGCACAAACUGGACCAGGACAAGAUCGAGGCUCUGAGUAACAAGGUGCGACAGCUGGAGAGGACAGUGGGGCUGAAGGACUUAACGGUGGCUGAGAUGGAGGGCCGACUGAGGGAAAUGUCAGCCACAACCUUUGAUGGCGUCUUUGUCUGGAGGAUCUCUGAUUUUGCCAAAAAGAGACAGGAUGCCAUCGCAGGUCGAGCCCCUGCCAUGUUUUCACCAGCCUUCUAUACCAGUAAGUACGGCUAUAAGAUGUGUCUGCGGAUCUAUCUGAAUGGAGAUGGGACAGGGCGUGGCAGCCACUUGUCCUUGUUCUUUGUGGUGAUGAGGGGACUGAGCGACGCUCUGCUCAAAUGGCCUUUCAACCAGAAGGUAACUCUGAUGCUGCUGGACCAGAGCAACAGGGAGCACAUCAUCGACGCCUUUCGACCCGAUGUCACGUCAUCUUCCUUCCAGCGACCGGUGAGCGAGAUGAACAUCGCCAGCGGCUGUCCGCUCUUCUGCCCGCUCUCCAAGCUCGAUGCCAAGAACUCAUACAUCCGCGACGACACCAUCUUCAUCAAGGCGAUCGUGGACCUCACCGGCCUCUAGGCGGCCUCACCGGGUGGUACAGUUUGGCA
Molecule: messenger RNA, 2211 nt
Organism: Cottoperca gobio
Lineage: Eukaryota; Metazoa; Chordata; Actinopteri; Perciformes; Bovichtidae
Product: TNF receptor-associated factor 2-like
Exons: 12
Coding region: 365-2182 (605 amino acids)
Biological process (GO): tumor necrosis factor-mediated signaling pathway; positive regulation of canonical NF-kappaB signal transduction; regulation of apoptotic process
Cellular component (GO): cytosol; plasma membrane signaling receptor complex; cytoplasmic side of plasma membrane
Molecular function (GO): ubiquitin-protein transferase activity; tumor necrosis factor receptor binding; zinc ion binding
Source: RefSeq, a predicted model, not a curated record